Messenger RNA from Nematostella vectensis (starlet sea anemone), 5222 nucleotides. Its product is annotated as eukaryotic elongation factor 2 kinase. Gene Ontology annotation, biological process: protein phosphorylation. Lineage: Eukaryota; Metazoa; Cnidaria; Anthozoa; Actiniaria; Edwardsiidae. Gene Ontology annotation, molecular function: ATP binding; protein binding; elongation factor-2 kinase activity. Bases 218 to 2545 code for a protein of 775 amino acids. The record is from RefSeq and is a predicted model, not a curated record. The transcript has 13 exons.
GUACUCUACCCCAGCUCUCUUCUUCCGCUCGUUGUUUCCUCGAGGUUACGAGCAGCUUUGUUUUUGUCUCGAAAAUUAGUACGAAAAGGGACCUCAGAAAUCGAAAAACUUCUAUUCCUAUAUUGAUAACGCUGGAAUAAUAGCCCAACUCUGAUAUAGGCUGGAUUUUAUUCCUUAGAGGUGGUAGAAGAGUGGAUUUAAACGAGCUAGAAAAUACAUGGCUAGUACGGACACACCGCCCGACGAAGUAGAAGAUUCUUCCUCUUCUUGUGGGCAAAGCACAAAAGCAUCAAAAGACAAUAAGAAAUGUUGCAUAGCUGGAAACAGUCUAUCACCCGACGCCUUGACUGACAGCUAUGACGACAAAUUCCUCUGCGACAACCCUGCGGAUUGUGAUCAGUGCAAUGACAACAGCUGUGACCAGGGCGAUUGUAACUGUGUCGACUGUGCAUGCAACCAUGGCAACUGUAACCAUGGGGACUCUACCCAAGACAACUGUGCAUUCACAAACGGUUAUGGCAAGGGAUCAGCCAAACGGACAAUUAGUAACUCGUCCGAUGACAAUUGCUUCCAUUUGGAGCUUGAAGAUAAAUGCGAAGAUAUUAAAAAAGAGGAGACUCCCCAACAAACUAAUGACCAGACUCCUCAGUCGACAAUUACACAGGGUUCCCUUUCAAGCCAGGACCCACAGGUGCAAAGCGAACCACAGGCAGCAAUUGAAAAUGGGGCGAAGAAAAAAGUUGAGAAGCGCCCAAGGUUUUCUCAUCAGAGUAGCUGGAAGGAUGCAGUUAAGAAGGCCUGGUCCAUGACAGAUCCCUGGGCCAAGUUCCAUAUACACGAUAACUGCGCCAUGGAGAUAGCAGUGAGACAUAGAUACAAUGCCAUCAAAAAGUCUUGGGUCAAGGAUGAGAUCCGGAUCAAAAUGGAAUCUGUGCCAUUUGACCAAGGAGCAAUGAGGGUCUGCUACAGAUUGAAAAAGUUGUCAAACUUUUCAAAACACAAUAACUGGAAACAUGCAUCCAAUUAUGUGGCCAAGAGUUACAUUGAAGAGGUGUCUAGAGACCAGUAUUUUGAAGAUGUCAGACUUCAGAUGGAUGCAAAACUUUGGGGAGAAGAGUAUAAUCGUAGAGACCCUCCCAAAAAGGUGGAUAUAUUCCAGACAUAUAUCAUUGAGUUGAAGGAGCGUACCGGUUCCCCACUUUACCACCUUGAGCACUUCAUAGAGGGCACCUACAAGAAGUACAACUCAAACUCUGGAUUUGUGCUCCGUGACGAAACCCUAAGAUGCACUCCACAGGCAUUUAGUCACUUUACGUUUGAGAGGUCUGGCCAUCAGUUGAUCGUGGUGGACAUUCAGGGUGUCGGUGACCUCUACACGGACCCCCAGAUCCACACAGCAGACAUGAAAGACUAUGGGGAGGCUAACUUCGGCCCGCAGGGCAUGGCUCUCUUCUUUAGCUCGCACAAAUGCAACAGGAUUUGUAAAACACUUGGAUUGACGGAGUUUGAUAUUAGUGCUGUAGAAGACAAGCGCAUAGACAGCGCUAUCCAAGUCAUUCAGGACUCCUCCACUGUUGUCAAAUCGAGCUUGGAAGACCAGCUGUCUCCCCGAAAGAUGUCUGCUAUCUUUGACUUGUCAGAGUAUUGCCUGGGGCAGUCUCCCCCUCCCUCCCCUGGAGCGACUGAAGUGUCCCCCCGGAGCUCAGUGUCUUCUUGCAAUGGUAACCCAAGCAUGUCGGAUUCUGAAACAUCGGAGACAGAAAGUGACACAGAUGUCUUUUUGUCCAAUAUAUCAAGCGAGGACGACGAUGACGUCAAACAGAAUUACCUGUCCGUGCAUGUGCACAAGGCGUCUAGUGUGUUUGCUGAGUCGGAACAGUUGGCACAGGCGCGUGAACAGCAGAAGGAAAAGCUCCUGAGGCAAAAAAGUGUCUCUGUCCUGGGCAAGGUUCAUCUUGAGAUGGCAAAGUAUGGUGAGAUCGGCCGCUUCACGAGCGACCGUGAGCCCGACAUGGAGUCUGCUAUGUUCCACAUGGAGAAAGCUGCUCAGUGUGGUAUCACCACAGCGCUAGUCACACUAGCAGAGAUCUACUUACAGCUACCACAUGACCUCAUGGAAAGCGCUACCGUCCAGGAGACAGAGGAGAAUACCAAUAAAGGGGUGGAAUUGAUGCUGCAGGCGGCCGAGAGGGGGGAUCGUCAGGCAAUGUUGUACAUGGCUAAGGCGUACGACACAGGCUAUGGCCUGGGGACCAACAUGAAGCGUUCGUGGAAGGAAGCAGUGAAAUGGUAUCAAAACGCGAUCGAUGUGAUCGACGAGGAUGACUUGCCAGAGAACACGCUACUCGAUGACCCAGUACACACCCUGUUGUCCCGCCAGGCGGAGCUCUACUUUACAGGCGGCCCUGAGCUGGAAAGGGACCCACAAUGCGCAGGGGAUUUGUUCUCUAGUGCAGGAGACGAGGCGAUGGCCGCCAUGAAAGGCAAACUCGCAAAUAAAUACUACACCAAGGCCGAGGAGGCCUGGGCGGAAGUUGAGGAGUAAGGCAAACUAUUGGAGGAUGGUAUGGUAAAACAGAGAAAUCCUCUUACUCGAACCCGGACAACCCUAACUCCCCGCUAACUAAAACUCAGAUAACCCUAACUCCCUGCUAACUCGAACUCUGGUAACUCGAUCUCGGAUAAUUUUACUGUUUUUCGCUCCCCUUGACCGUUCGAGUUGACAGGGUUCCGCUGUAUUCAUUAAGGUAUAUACACUUUAAAUGGAAGAGUGUAGACGAAAGACCAUAUGAGGACGGUAAAUAUUAAGGUAUAGAUUUCUAAGUCGAGAAGUGAAGAGAACAAUGUUAGGAUAUUUCAGUCCUUAUAAUGAAGCCAUACGGUUCAGUCCUACUGACAAAAACGGGGUACGGCUUUGUGAAUAGCUUUAUCUGCAAGGGUAAAAACCGUCAAUCAUUUUACUACAAGAGUGACAGGUAUCAGUCGUCUGUCUGAAUGUUUUUUUUUUUUAGUUUUUAGAUAGGAUAGCUGUUACUGUACUUAUUUUACCGUCCCAGUUGCCAGUAUUUCUUCUGGAAAAGUGGCAGCUGCCAAUUAUUUUACUGUAGGAGUGACAGCUGCCAAUUAUUUUACUGUAGGAGUGACAGCUGCCAAUUAUUUUACUGUAGGAGUGGCAGCUGCCUAUUAUUUUACUGUAGGAGUGGCAGCUGCCAAUCAGUUUACUCUGAGUGGCAGCUGCCAAUUAUUUUACUGUUGGAGUGACAGCUGCCAAUCAGUUUACUCUGAAACCCCCGAAACAGAUAUUUGCCAGUCAUUUGGCAACGUAGUUGUGACGUUAUCGAUGGUUAUAUGAAUAAGAUUCUACAUCGUAUUAAAAAAACAUUGAGUGUAAUUGAAAUCAAGCGGCCCCGAAAUAGAUAUUUGCCAGUCAUUUGGCAACGUAGUUGUGGCGUUAUCAAUGGUUAUAUGAAUAAGAUUCUACAUCGUAUAAAAAAACAUUGAGUGUAAUUGAAAUCAAGCGGCCCCGGAAUAGAUAUUUGCCAGUCAUUUGGCAACGUAGUUGUGACGUUAUCAAUGGUUAUAUUAGUAAGAUCCUACAUUGUAUCAAAAAAACUGCAAGGUUUUUACUAAAGGCCAGGAAAUGUCCUAUAGACUUUUGUAGUGAUCAGAAUGAUAAACACGAGGAAUUAUAUGGGGUUAAUGUAGAGUUGCGUAAUGUUACAUUUUAGCAUAUCGUUUUACGUUCGCGAAAUCAGUUAUGUUUUUAAAACGUUUCAGAUAUUUUAGAAUGCGCCACGUAACCUCCUGAUGAAAUACUCUCGUGUUUUUUAAAUUUUAAUUACCCGUAAACUUUAAUUACCCAGAACCUUUAUCCUCACAAUUUAUAUUCCCUAUGUACCUUGGCUACAGAGCGUCGAACGUAGGUUCGAAAGAGCCCCAGUAGUCACAUGCACAUUUGUCAUUGAUUAAUUCAAAAUUAGAAGACAAAUUGUGAGAAGUCUCGAAAAAAAACAUCCAAUGAUCUUUCAUACUUUUACCAAAUCCAAUCGAAAUUAUCUCGAAAGCAUCCCCUACAAGUCAACCGAUAGAAAUGGAUGCUUUUUCACACUGGACGCUUUGCUAGUACGACAAAAUGACAGCAGCUGACAGAGGUUUACUACACUAUUGCUCAAUCUACCCGAGAGACCAGUAAAAAAAAGGGUACAAUAAUGGCAGUGGUACAAUUGUCGGUUGGUCAUAGUUCUCUAUAAUCUAUUUAUUUUCAUUAAUAAGGCACUUAGUAACAUGGCCUGCAGUUUUAUAUCAUAACGUAUGUAUCCAUCUUUUAAGAAGACGUUAUUCCGCGAAGCGUGUACUAUGUUUUAUAGUUUGCAAAGAGUAGUUUCUUAAUUGGUCUGGCUUUAAAACAAUUAACAAUUAACGAAUCUGGAUACACUGUGCGCGAUCCUAGAAAAGAGCAAGCUUCCCACAAGGAAAAAAAAAAAUCAUAGAUGACCCCUGGGAAUCGGCAAUAAAAGACCCCACUCCACGGAAUUUCCUGUUUAAUCGUUUUGAGGGGGUGGGUAUGCAUUGAUUGUGCUUCUGGAAUAACAGGGUUUUUCCUAUGAUAAGCUUGAUGUUUUCCUUUAAAAACAUGGUACAUUUUUCGAAGGUUUGGCGUUGGUGGACAUAGGUGUGUAUGAGUUUAUAUUUUGAUACGAAAACAGUAUUGUACAUAAAUCAAAUUCAAAAGUAUUGGGCGUAUAUUUGUUUAGUUUUGAUUGCCAAACGAUGGAAUGAGGGAUAUGUUGUUUUUAAAAUUAUCAUUCUUUGAUUUCUCAUUUAUUGUACAUAUUCAAAACCGUAAUGGCAGAUCCAUAAAAUGGGUCAAAUAUGUUUAGUAAUGUAUAUAAAUAUAUAUGUUAGAUAUAUGUUAAUAUACACCUUUUAAAAAAAGGUUGCACUGGCGAAUCCAUGUGUUCUUAACCCCAGUUGUUCAUUGGUAAUUAAUACAUGGCUAAAUUCUGAAAGCUGAGAAAUUUGCUAACGCUUUUGAAGCCUGGAAUUGAGAUCAUUUUCUCAUUUAUUUGACACCUGAAACAUUUCGGGUUACAUUACUUGAAUUCUCUGAGAGCAACCUUAUUAGAAAUAGGUGUAUGUCAGUUACAUUAGUAGGAGAUUGUAGACUGUUUUGAUUUAUCUAGUAUUUAGAAUUAUUAACCGAAUAAAUCAAGACGAUUUUA